This is a messenger RNA of Aspergillus ibericus CBS 121593, 2191 nucleotides long. RefSeq names its product dienelactone hydrolase. Gene Ontology annotation, molecular function: riboflavin kinase activity. The coding region runs from base 68 to 2191 and encodes 707 amino acids. The transcript is spliced from 7 exons. The record is from RefSeq and is a predicted model, not a curated record. Gene Ontology annotation, biological process: FMN biosynthetic process; riboflavin biosynthetic process. Gene Ontology annotation, cellular component: mitochondrion. NCBI's taxonomy places the organism in Eukaryota, Fungi, Ascomycota, Eurotiomycetes, Eurotiales, Aspergillaceae.
AUCUCUCUCUCCUUCUCCCCCGCCAUCGACUGCUCUCCCCAGACACCCAACCAACGGCCCUCCCACCAUGCGACCGGACACUCCCCGCGACCCCGUCACCGGCCCCGAGGCAGGGCCAGCCUCCCCCUAUCCCAUCCGCCUGUCCGGCCCGGUGAUCAAAGGGUUUGGGCGGGGCAGCAAAGAGUUGGGCAUCCCUACUGCCAACAUCCCCGCCGACGAGCUGGCCAAGUAUCCCGAUCUGUCAGUGGGCGUGUACUACGGCGUCGUGGCCCUGGAUCCCUCCCGAUUCGCCUCCCCGGAGCCCAUCCUGCCCGCCGUGCUGAGCAUCGGUUACAACCCUUUCUACAAGAACGAGACCAAGUCGAUUGAAAUUCAUCUCAUGCCGCCGCUGUCCGCGCCCUCCCCCACGGCCACCGCCGAUGGCCCUGUGACCUUUCACAAAAUGCCCGAUUUCUAUGGCACCCCCCUGAACCUCCUGCUCCUGGGCUAUAUUCGCCCCGAGUUCGAUUAUGUGUCGCUGGAAGCCCUCGUCGAGGACAUCCGCGUCGAUUGCGAGGUGGCGCGCCGCAGCCUGCAGCGCCCGGCGUAUGCCUGCUAUCUGGCCGGCAAGGAGGACGAGACCUGUCCGGAGGAUGUAAGGGGGGAGAUCCGUUGGCUGACCCGGUUUGAGUCUAUGGAACGUCUCCGUCAACAUCUCCGUCGUCGUCGCAGCAGUGCUUCCAGCUCCACGCCGCUACAAUCCCCGCCGACACUGUCCGCCAGCGAGAAACGUCGUCGCGAGGCCGAAGCCUGUCCGCCGCGUCGUCUAUACCUGACCUCCGACACCCCCGACUUCGAUCCGGGUAUCCUGUCACGCUUCCGCGCCGAGGGCUUCAACGUCGAGUAUCUUCCGUUCCCGGGGAGUAAUCACAAUGACCCGGACCGCGAUCGCAAGGAGCUCGAAUAUCUGCUUCACGAACGAGAAGAUGAUCUCGAGCCGGGAGAGCGAUACGCCGUGGUUGCAUACAACAAACCCGCCCACCUCCUCCUCGAAUCCCACCACCAACCCUCCACCGCCACGAACCCCUUUCCCCGUCUCUGCGCCCUAGUCGCAUACUACCCCGACGGCCCAUCCCCCUCCCCAUCCCCCUCUAGCUCUACCACCACACCCCCCACGGCAGACACCACCACAACAACAACAACCACCUCCUCAACCACCACCCCAACCACCUACCCCCCCUCCGUCCCUCUCCUCCCCAUCCAAAUCCACCUCGCCCGCACCAACACCAACAGUAGCAACAACCCCACCACCGACGCCAUCCACAUCCGCAAACGCCACCGCUGCCACAUCUUCUACUACCCCGAAUCCACCGCCCGCUUCGCCGAACCCACUUCCCCCACAUACGACCGGCUGUCCGCCCGUCUAGCCUGGUCGCGCGCCCUGGAAGCCCUAAAGCGCGGGUUCGGGUGGCCUGGGACUCGAUGGGGCGUGCCGGAUGUGGAGGCCGUGUGGGAGGAGUAUUGGCGGUGUUUGUCGGGGCCAGCUUCAUCCUCUGGGGGGGAGAAUGCUGUAGAUCCUGGGGUUAGGGCGCGCGAGGAAGAAGAUGAGCGGAGUCGUCGCGCCGCGGAGAUCGUGGGGUUGAUGGUGGGGAGUGGGAUGGGGGUGCAGUUGGAGAGUUUGGCGAUGGAUAGUAGUCAGAGUGGGAGUGGGAGUCAGAGUUACAGUGGAAGUGGAAAUGGAAAUGGCAGUGGAAGUAUAAGAUCACCCGGUGGGGGUGGGAUCAGCCAUGUCAGCGAGACAUGUACCGUCGAGGAGAACCCGAUGGUGAAUUGCGUGCCGACUUGUGCGGGGGCACACACCCCCUCCACCCUAACCAAAUUCUACACCCACCAAUUCCUCCCCCUUUCCCCCCCCAACCAAAACCAAACCAUCCGUCUGCUCUCCCGGACCACCGGCCCCGAUCGCAUCGUCGACGAACUCCUCUUAUCCUUCACCCAUACGCACGAAAUCCCCUGGCUCCUGCCGCAUGUCCCGCCGACUGAUCGUCCCGUGCGAGUCGCCCUCGUCAUGGCGGCUAGUUUCUGUGCGGGGAAGCUGGCGCGCUUGAAUAUUUACUGGGAUCAGGCGAGCGUGUUGGUGCAGGUGGGGUUGAGGACGGUGGAGAGAUUACCGGUGGUUGGGGGGGAGGGGGUCGAGAGGGUUUUGUCGUAG